CGGAAGUGAUGUGGCUCCCCACAUAGCAAGCCAAAGAUAAACACGUAGCCAGACGAGCAGGGGCGAGGAUAAGAAGAUAUCUCAGAAAGUGCUGCUUUAAACGGCCCAAAUGGAGUAGCUGGUAAGAAUACAAAGAUUUUAGCACGCAAGGAAACACCCGUGAAAUCAACCAAGGAGCGAGUCUUCCAGCGGACAUCGAGUCGUAUCUGUAGCUGAGUCCAAGAUGGUGCGAGCAGCCUUGGUGACCGCCACCAGUCUGGCACUGACUGGAGCCGUGGUGGCACACGCUUACUUCCUCAAACACCAGUUCUACCCGACUGUGGUCUACCUCACCAAGAGCAGCCCCAGCAUGGCGGUGUUGUACAUUCAAGCCUUUGUGUUGGUGUUUCUGCUGGGAAAGUUCAUGAGGAAGGUCUUUUUUGGACAGUUAAGGGCUGCAGAAAUGGAGCACCUCAUCGAGCGCUCCUGGUACGCGGUGACCGAGACGUGCCUGGCAUUCACUGUGUUCAGGGAUGAUUUCUCCCCCCGCUUCGUCGCCCUCUUCACUCUUCUGCUCUUCCUUAAGUGCUUCCAUUGGCUGGCUGAGGAUCGGGUGGACUUUAUGGAACGAAGUCCAAACAUAUCCUGGAUUUUUCACUUCAGAGUAUUAUCUCUCAUGGCUCUGCUGGGUGUCUUGGACUUUCUGUUCGUCAACCAUGCCUGUCACAGCAUCAUUACCAGAGGAGCCUCAGUCCAGCUUGUUUUUGGAUUUGAGUACGCCAUCCUGCUGACCAUGGUGCUGACAACCUUCAUCAAGUACGUCCUGCACACUAUUGACCUGCAGAGUGAAAACCCCUGGGACAACAAGGCUGUCUACAUGCUCUAUACUGAGCUCUUCACAGGUUUCAUCAAAGUGCUCCUGUACAUUGCUUUUAUGACGAUCAUGAUAAAGGUCCACACCUUCCCCUUGUUUGCUAUCCGCCCCAUGUAUCUGGCUAUGAGGCAGUUUAAGAAAGCUGUAACAGAUGCUAUAAUGUCUCGAAGAGCCAUCCGCAACAUGAAUACACUAUACCCCGAUGCUACUCCUGAAGAUCUGCAGGCCUCUGACAACGUCUGCAUCAUCUGUCGGGAGGAAAUGGUCACAGGAGCCAAGAAACUACCUUGUAAUCACAUUUUCCACUCCAGUUGCUUGCGCUCCUGGUUCCAGAGGCAGCAGACCUGUCCCACCUGUCGCAUGGACGUCCUCCGGGCGUCUAAUAAUAACAAUCAGACUCCAGCCCCAGCACAGGCUCCGCCCCCUGCUCCAGCAGCCCCCGCCAACGCUCCAGCAGCCCCGCCUGCCAACGUGGCUCCAGGCAUGUUACCUGGCUUUCCUCCUGGUAUUUUCCCCUUCUGGGGUCCCUUUCCCGCAGUGCCUCCUCCUGCUGCAGCAGUCGCAGCUCCUGGUGCUACUGACGCUCCACAAAGCAGCACAGAGGCUACACAGGCAGCUGGUACCAGCCAGCCCACCUCGUCUACUGCAGACACCGCUGCUGCAGCAGCUGCUGCUCCAGGGUCAACAAUCCCAGGAUUCCCCUUCUCCUUCCCCCCUCCUCCCUUCCCCACUGCACCAUGGCUGCCCAUGCCGCCACCUCCUCCCUUUGUGUCAUCGAUGCCUCCUCCUCCUCCGUCUCUGUCCCGUCUGUCAGAGGAGGAGCUGAGGGAGCUGGAGGCAGAGGGCCGACGGGGCCUCGAGGCCAGACUCCAGUGUCUCCAAAACAUCCACACCCUGCUGGACGCCGCCAUGCUCAACAUCCACCACUACCUCAGCACCGUCGCCACACUCACUCCUCCGCGGGCUGAGGGCGGCGCUGGAGAAGCCAGCGGGACGACCCACUCUGCUUCAUCCCCCUCAGCUGAUAGUAGCACAGAGAGUCCCAGACAGGAGAAGGACUCUACCAGCUCUGAUCAAGUGAGUGAAGCUACAGUCUCUCAGCCUGCCGACUCGACUUCCGCCGGCUCGGACAAUGACAGAAAAGAAACGAUGGAGGAGGGAGCGGAGGACGAGGACGGAGAGCCGAACGCCGCUGAGCUGAGGCGUCGUCGCCUUCGUAAGCUAGAGACAUCGUCGUCGUCGUCGUCACCCCCUCCUGACAAUUGAUCCAUGACUCGGACAUAUCGCUCUGGACCAACAGGAACUGUGGACAUGGAUCAUCUGUUGCUUUGGUUCGUCGUUGCCUCUCUUAUUUGUGGCUCUUGCCUUCCACAGGCUCAGGUUUCUGACUGCGUCCAGUUGGACUCUGGUUGCCGGGAGACGCGGUGGUCUUUACAGCUUAUCUGGACUGUUUCUGUGUCAGAAAGCAAUAGCACAACUUUUUUUUUCUCCCACUGCUUAUUCCCCCCCACCCUACCCCCCCACAGAAUGACUACUGCAAUAAGUGUACUGCAGAUGUUUGUAAGUUGAAUCAGGUGGAAGAGGAAGUCUCGUUUCAUUUAUCUGGUCAGCGUGAGAGAAAGAGAGAGAGAGACGUGUCUGGGUUUAUGUUUGGUAGUUUUACUGUCGUUGAGGUCCUUGCCUGCACUGUGAUUUUUGUUUAAUUCAGCUGUCUCCAGUAUAAAGGUGGUCACACUCGCUACAUCAACGUUGUUACACAGCACACGGAUCACUGUCCGACCCGGUGAAUUCAAAUCGAGGGAGGUUGAUCAACUACUUUUGGCUUUCGCUUCAUUUUGUUUUUCUUUACCAUUCAUCUUCUGUUUCUUUGUUUCUCAACAUGUUGCCACUGCAGAUGUUGUAACAUACUGAUUUAUUUGAAUGUGUACAUACUGUAUAAAGAGUUUUAAUAGGAUGAUCUGUACAUAAUGCAGAAUAAACCGUUUGACUGAAAAGGCA
Messenger RNA from Thunnus maccoyii (southern bluefin tuna), 2851 nucleotides. It is a transcript of the gene syvn1, whose product is annotated as synovial apoptosis inhibitor 1, synoviolin. Gene Ontology annotation, cellular component: cytoplasm. Lineage: Eukaryota; Metazoa; Chordata; Actinopteri; Scombriformes; Scombridae. The transcript has 16 exons. Bases 224 to 2119 code for a protein of 631 amino acids. The record is from RefSeq and is a predicted model, not a curated record.